This is a messenger RNA of Fusarium graminearum PH-1, 2043 nucleotides long. RefSeq lists its product as uncharacterized. The record is from RefSeq and is a predicted model, not a curated record. The transcript is spliced from 4 exons. NCBI's taxonomy places the organism in Eukaryota, Fungi, Ascomycota, Sordariomycetes, Hypocreales, Nectriaceae. The coding region runs from base 1 to 2043 and encodes 680 amino acids.
AUGAAGCUCAAAAGUAUACUUCGCGGUCUUUUGCUGCUAGCAGCUUCUGGGGUAGCCCUGACAGACACGACCCACGGUUCCAGCGGACUCUACGACGCCAAAUUCCACUAUCGACCAAAAUAUCAGAAGAAUUGGGAAGGAUGGGUGAUGCCAGAGGAGCUAGCUCCUAUGCCGCAGUGCAUCGCUCAGCAAGACCAGACCGCAUGGCUGAGUGCCAUGACCCGAUGCACCAGACAUCGAUGCAUCAACUACUUCAUCGUCUGUACGUAUUUUAUUUGGCUCACUGAACUGAGCUGCCUCAGCGCCGAAUUCUCUCCGAGCACCGUCGAACCCUACAUGGAAUAUUGCAGUCGAUCGAUACUCGCCAAAGCACAACUUGCCAUCUGGAUAAAGCAAAUCACCGGUCGGAACUGGCUCGUUCACGCCGGCGACAUCAACGACCUCCAGGGUCUAUCGGAAAGAAGCUUGACACAAGGAUAUGACUUUGUCAGCGUCACGCAAAAGGCACCAACAUGCCUCAAAAAAGCGACAUCUCCAUACCACGACCCUUUUGACCACGUGCUAGGAUCCUGCAGCUUCACGGACACGACACUUCACAACGGCAACGCAGAUCGACCCUGGGAAUACAGCAUCGCUCGAGAGUCCAUCCUUCCCCUUAGCUUUGACACCGUCGGUUACGACCUGACAAACCGGCGCAUCUCUUCGGGCGUAUAUUUCGACAAAGGGUGUUUCUGCAAUCAUUUCUCAGUAGAUCCACACCACGAACCAUGUUCAGAUCAGCUGGAAUUGACAAAAGCAAGGCUAUGGUUGCACGCCAUAUGCGGGUCCUCAAGGCUCCCACAGGACUGGGAAAAGCCGCUGAAACUCCUUGGAGAAGACUACAUUUCGGAAUCCAAAUGGGCACAGUCUACGCACAUCCCCUACAUGCCGCAGAGCAUCACAAAAGUUUCACGUCAAUGCAAGACUAAGGCCUGCGAUACCGACCUUGAAGGCUUUUGCCAUGUGGAGAAGGCCAUAGACAGGACUUGUGUUUGUGGUAAAGUCGACUACAGCCUCUGUAAAGGUCCGUGCCAAAACUUCGAGUCAAGAAAGCAAUACGAUGAGUGGCUAUAUACACUAUGCGACGACGUCUGGCGUGAUUGGGAAACACUUAAGCGCGGCGAUAUGAUCCCAUGGACUUGGAAUCUUCGGUCAGCGAAUCGGGAAGUUGGGACAUGUCCCUCCUACUCGAUCAACAUGAUCAGCAUGGCCAUUACAAAUGUGGUAACCUUUCUGGCGGUAUCCCUCGGGGAGAGAUGCUUCCGCACCAUAACUAGCCUCGAGCCCCAUCCGAAAAGCCCAGCCUGGGUUUUGAGAGGGCUUUUUCUCGCCGUUAUCAUAUUAAGCGGCAUCUGGGCCAAUGCCAAAUAUAUCCAGAGCACGCCUGGUUACGAGGAUAUUCCCAUCUUCCAUCUAUUGCUUCUUUGGUGCUCACUACCUCGCCUCGGCUGGCUCGUUAUAGCACCCAUGAGUAUUCAUAGUCAUAAAUCGAGGGAUCUGGUAACAUCAUGCUCGGGUCUUUACGCGGAGGCUCUCCUGCAGAUUCUGAACAUGUAUUACAUGACUGAGACCGUCACUCGUGGAAUACAGCACUUCUUCCAUUAUGGUAUCGUGCCUGACCAAGAAAUCGGAUAUUAUGCUUGGUUCAUGUAUGGUGGAGCGCUCCUUUGGCUUGUCGCCGUGGCCUUAAUGGCUGUAACGAUCAUCCGAAUCAUGCGCCGAGUAUCCACAAGCCAUACUGUCGUCUACAGAGUAGUAGGGGAUUUAUCGACAUGCGACAACAACGAAUGCAGGCCAACACCUGACAGAGGUGUCAAUGAAUUGCGGUUCAAUCCUGAGCGGAGUCGCCCAGUGGAGAGGUCUAACUACGGUACCAUUCCAGCGGUGGCUGGGCCCAGUCAACCUCCCGAGACUCCAAGAGAGCCUCACCUGAGCCUUCCUCGCGCAAUGGCUCUUUUGGAUCGGAUUCAUUGGUGUCAGUGGAACAAAGCUUAUGCUCGAUGA